This is a messenger RNA of Phanerochaete carnosa HHB-10118-sp, 846 nucleotides long. RefSeq lists its product as uncharacterized. Bases 1 to 846 code for a protein of 281 amino acids. Lineage: Eukaryota; Fungi; Basidiomycota; Agaricomycetes; Polyporales; Phanerochaetaceae. The transcript is spliced from 8 exons. The record is from RefSeq and is a predicted model, not a curated record.
AUGUCCUCCGUCAGUAGCCAGAGCCACGGCAGGUCCGAGUCUCAGUCCGCGCUGUCGCCUUUGGCGUAUGGCGCCACGCCCGGGAGCGUCUUCGGCACGCUCAAUAACAGCCCGGACGUGCUGAUGGUGAACGAGACUCUACGGGAUAUGGGGGUCUCCCUCGCGAACUUCGAGAAAGUAUUCGAUUCGCUAGGCCAACAGAACUCGCAGAUGAUACAAAUGGGUGGCGAACUCGAGACAACACAGCAUCUGAACAAGGUCCGCAAGGAGAUGGAGGAGUCUGACCGAAAGCAGGAAGCGCAAAUCGAGGAGGUCAAAGCGCUCCUCGAGAACGCCUUGCAGCACGAAAUUGUUGACCAUCUCCGGACGUUGAUCGAAGCGGGCGUUCUUGACGUGAUCGACGAAGUCGUAAAGGAGCGUAUCGCCGCCGAGCUCCCGCGCGUGCUUCCGAGGAGCAUGCAAAAUGAGAUUGCGGGGUACCGCAAGCAACUGCAGGAAGUGCAACGCGCGUUGCAUAAUUCGGAAAGCCGGAGAGCGAACUCGCUGCUUCGCACGUCGAAGUCGAACUUGACGGAAGAGUUGCAUACGAUCUACAAGGCCGACGGCACCAUCAGCCUGCUCUUCCCCAAGAAUCUCAACGCGCUCUUCUCCAUGGACACGGAAACGGCACGACAGUUGUUGGAGGAUUAUGGGAUGUGGGAUUCGACGAAAUCCCGGGAGAGAAACUUGAAUACGUUCAUGCAGUUCUGCGGCGUAAACUACCAGCUGAUUGUCACCGCAUCGGGCAGCCGGCCAAUGAAAGCGACAACGCCAGGUAUGAUAGAGGCCAUAAACCGGCUGACAUGA